AUGGCACUUGUCCGGGACCCGGCGUUCUGGAAACGCUUCUCUGCCGCUAUGCACCUCGACGAAGAAGCAAAGACGGAAACAGGACCAAAGAAACCUACCAUCUGGACAGAUCAUUGGAUUGAGGCCCAACGCCAGAAAAGAAGGCGGACUUUCAUCUGUGGCAUCUUGAUCUUUCUCAUAGUAGCGAUAAUUGUUGCGGCCAUUGUUGUCGUCAUCUUGUGGCUGAAAUCGAAGAACUGGCUCAAGCCUGAAACAGAAACAGUGCCGAUGUGA
Molecule: messenger RNA, 273 nt
Organism: Aspergillus luchuensis
Lineage: Eukaryota; Fungi; Ascomycota; Eurotiomycetes; Eurotiales; Aspergillaceae
Exons: 2
Coding region: 1-273 (90 amino acids)
Source: RefSeq, a predicted model, not a curated record